AUGAAGACUUUAAGAAAAAAUAUUUUCAUGAAAUUGAAAAUGGCACAGUAUCAUCUAUAUUCGUCCACUAAUGAACCAGCAACCGUGGCCCGUUGUCAAAUAGAUUGUCUAAUUUCUGAGUAUGAAGCCCCACAACCGUCACACAAUCACAACAGUGCUAUCCCGUUUGCAAUUGAUUAUUCAUAUUUCAUCAACGACAUUUCGUCCAAACGACAGCCGUCUCAACUUCGAGAAAUUACGAGAGUGCUAGAGAAACUUCCACCAAACUGCAUAAAAUUCGGUGUCGGUGUACCGAACGUACUGACAUUUCCAUUCAAGAAGAUUAGCGUGGAAUUAAUUACCGGCGAGAAUAUUAAACUUCAAGGUAAAGAACUAUCUGAUGCCUUGCAAUAUCUGCCUUCGGUUGGAUAUCUGCCGUUGAUAAAUAUAUUGGAAGAAAUACAAGAUAGGUUUCAUGGACCUCAACAUUGGAAUAAAAGAAGUAUCAUUAUGACAUCUGGCGCACAAGAAGGAUUAUCCAAGGCCGUGGACAUGUGCAUGCGUUGCAACGACCCAGUGAUUAUGCCUGAUCCUGUAUAUACAGGAGCCGUUGACUUGUUCAGACCAUAUGAUGCUGAGAUCAUACCGAUAGUACAAGAUUCUUGUGGUAUAGUCGUGGAAGAAAUUGAGAAAGUUUUAGCUGAAAGAAAAAGAAAAAUGAUGCCGAUACCCAAAAUGAUUUAUGUGAACCCUACUGCAUCGAACCCUGCUGGAACUACAUUACCCACACAUAGAAAACGUGAAAUUUAUCGAUUAGCUUGUGAAUAUAAUAUGCUUAUUCUUGAAGACGAUCCAUAUUACUACUUACAUUUCGAAAAAGAAAAUCCUGUGAGUUUUUUGUCUAUGGACACGGAGGGUCGUGUGCUUCGAUUCGAUUCGUUUUCAAAAAUCAUGAGCUCUGGUUUACGUGUUGGCUUCGUAACCGGACCCAUAACGUUACUGCAUAGAAUGGAGCUACACAUGCAAACAUCAUCAAUGCACACUUCAUCAUUAUCACAAGUACUUUUAUACAAACUCCUAUCACAUUGGGGUGAAGAUGGUUUAAUUUCUCAUUUCAUGCAUGUCAAAAACUUUUACAAGCAAAAGUUGGAUUACAUGAUGUGUGCGAUUAAUAAACAUCUUCACGGAUUAGCUGAAUGGUACGAGCCAAAUGGUGGCAUGUUUCUGUGGUUGAAAAUAAUUGGACUGAACGAUGCCAAAAAACUAGUAACUGAUAGAUGUUUAGAUAAACUAAUAAUUUUAGCUCCUGGAUAUGCGUUAUCAGCCAAUAAUGAAAACCCAAGUCCCUAUAUUCGAAUUUCAUAUUCCAUUGCAUCACCAGAAGAUGUCGAUCGGGGAAUAUUAUUACUGGCGGAAGCCAUACGAGAAGAAUUGUUGGAGAAUAUCUGCUUAUAA
This is a messenger RNA of Macrosiphum euphorbiae (potato aphid), 1434 nucleotides long. The record is from the annotation of a GenBank genome assembly. Lineage: Eukaryota; Metazoa; Arthropoda; Insecta; Hemiptera; Aphididae.